Molecule: messenger RNA, 3372 nt
Organism: Thyridium curvatum
Lineage: Eukaryota; Fungi; Ascomycota; Sordariomycetes; Thyridiales; Thyridiaceae
Exons: 2
Coding region: 1-3372 (1123 amino acids)
Biological process (GO): regulation of DNA-templated transcription; DNA-templated transcription
Cellular component (GO): nucleus
Molecular function (GO): zinc ion binding; DNA binding; DNA-binding transcription factor activity, RNA polymerase II-specific
Source: RefSeq, a predicted model, not a curated record
AUGUCUUCUGCUCUCUCCGAGAUUGACGUGAAGACACUUCCGGCCCUUGAUCUCGAUGUUUCGCCUCAUGGUGGUGGCCCCGACACGGAAGCCGACCCAGCGCAUCACGACCCAACAAGCCUGGAUGCCUUCUCCAUGGAGACCCCCACUGACGGUCUUGGCCCGACCACGGGUGCUCAUGGCCUGAUGGAUGCCUCAUUUGGAGACUUUCAAUUUCCUUACCAUGGCAUGGACGAGGAAGCUACCAUCGUCGCCCUCCCCGACGGCAAUAGCCCAGACCUGUUCGGCUCUCACGGCCAUGCCUUGGACACCCUUCCAGAUCACUCAGAAGCCGCCACGUCGGUAGCCGCCCACCUGAACAAGUUCAGUGACCACCAGAACGACCAGAGAAGAGAGAGCAUCGAUGCGUCCGAAGACGGCAGCCCGGACAGUAUGAAUCCUGGUGUGAAUCCUCUAGAGGAACCUUUGUCGGACGAGUUCGGUCUCACACACGCACCCGGAGACGGGACGGACCUCGGAGGGAAGACUAAGGAAGACAAGUUGGACGCCACCCCCGCCUGGAGCGAGCUGAAGACCAAGGCCGGCAAGGAGAGAAAGCGGCUGCCUCUAGCAUGUAUCGCGUGCCGGAGGAAGAAGAUCCGAUGCUCCGGCGAGAAACCAGCAUGCAAGCACUGCCUCCGUUCUCGGAUUCCCUGCGUCUACAAGGUGACUGCACGGAAGGCCGCGCCGCGAACAGACUACAUGGCCAUGCUCGAUAGGCGGUUGAAGCGCAUGGAGGACAGGAUCAUCAAGAUCGUGCCCAAGGCCGAACAGGAUAACAUAGCGUCCUCGGUGACCAGAGCUGUCGUCAAGCCCGCCAUCCCGGGCACUCUGGUGACAGGAAAGUCGUCAACCAAGAAGCGGGGGGUCGAUGAGGCCUUUGGGCCUGACCUCGACCACUGGGCUCGAGCCCCUGCCAAAAACAGGCUGAGCACGGCGGGAAAGCCGCAGACCCUCAUCACACAAGAGUCGGAGGAAAGCAAGCUCCUCCAAGAAGGCGUAGAAGCCCUGCCCUCAAAGGAAAUCCAGGAGCAUCUCGCCGAGGUCUACUUUGAGAACAUCUAUGGACAGGCGUACCACAUCCUGCACAAACCGAGCUAUAUGCGGAAAUUGAGAACGGGCACUCUUCCGCCGGUUCUCAUCCUCUCCGUCUGCGCCAUCUCGGCCCGAUUCUCCACGCAUCCUAAGCUCAACACCAGCCCCAACUUCCUCCGCGGCGAAGAAUGGGCGUCUCACGCACGCGACAUAGUGAUGCGGAGAUACGAAUGGCCAAACAUCACCAUACUGACAUGCCUUCUCAUCUUGGGCCUCCACGAAUUUGGUACUUGCCAUGGUGGGAGGAGUUGGGCGCUGGGUGGACAAGCGAUUCGCAUGGCCUUCGCUCUGCAGCUCCACAAGGACCUCGAGUACGAUCCUCAGCCGCUUUCGUCGAGAGACCCUCUUAGUUUUGUGGACAGAGAAAUUCGCCGGAGGACCAUGUGGGCUUGCUUUCUCAUGGACCGCUUCAACUCAUCAGGCACCGACCGUCCAACCUUUAUGAAGGAGGAGACGAUCAAGAUCCCGCUGCCCAUCAAGGAGAAGCAGUUCCAGCUCGACAUGCCGGGCCCAACGGAGACUCUCCAGGGACAGGUACUGUUCCCUGGUGCCGCCGACGACGACAAUCUCGCUGUCGAGGCCAAAGAGAACAUGGGUGUAGCAGCCUACAUGAUCAAAGCUAUCGCAGUCUGGGGCCGUGUCAUCAAUUACCUCAGCCAAGGCGGCAAGGAGCUGGAUCCUCAUCCGAUGUGGAGUCCCGAGUCUGGCUACUCUAACCUCGUCAAGCAGACAGACGAAAUGUUGUCCACCCUGCCCGAUACGUUGACGUACACAAAGGACAAUCUACACCAGCACGAUACAGACGGGAUGGCGAAUCAGUUCCUUUUUCUCCACAUCGCCAUCCAACAGAAUAUCCUAUUCAUGAACCGGUUUGCCGUCUCGUCGCCUAAUGGUCAGUCGCAACAGGACGUACCCAAGUCAUUUGUGACCAAGGCCGGUGCCAAGGCAUUCGGCGCCGCAAACCGCAUCUCGGAGCUUCUCGCGGAAGCAGAGUCGUACCUGAUAGCGGCUCCGUUCGUUGGCUACUGUGCCUUCCUCUCGAGUACCGUGCACAUCUUCGGUAUCUUCUCCGGUAACCCGGCCAUGGAAGCCACUUCGAAGCGUAACCUGGCCACCAACGUCAAGUUCCUGUCCAAGAUGAAGCGAUAUUGGGGCAUGUUCCACUUCAUGUCGGAGAAUCUGCGAGAGCAAUACCGAUCCUGUGCCGACGCCGCGAGGCAGGGCAACAACCCCGCCAGCGAGAGCGCCGCGUCGCCCAUCUUCCAGUACGGAGACUGGUUCGACCGCUAUCCUCACGGCGUGUCGCAUUCGGACUUUUUGGACCCCGCGCAGUACCAGAAGAAGGAGAGGGGAGACGACGCAGUCCUGGAGCAGAAGCCGGAGCUUCACACGGUGGAGGAGUUCUUCACUACGCUGUCGCCUCGCAGUGCCGAGGGCAAAGACCCCAGCGCGGCGCGGCCGGCCAUGCCCAAGCGCAAACCCGUUGUCAAAAAGGCGGCCAGCGCCGCUGUUGCGAGAAGCGAAACGCAGCAGCUGGACCACCUCAGCCAGGCCGGGUCGGAGCAGCACAUCCAGCCCCAGCUGCGGCGGAGGGCCUAUUCGACAUCGCUGGGCGGCCAGACGAGCGGGCCGACCAACUUCAACCCCCUGACGAUACCCCACUCGCAGACCGGGACCUCGUACCACGCGCUGUCGCCCAUCAGCCCCGUCGCCAUGAACCAGUUCGGCCAUCCCUCGGGGCCGUUCUACUCGCCGGAGCUAAUGACGCUGUCCCUGGCGCACCCGGCCAACGGCCUCCUGCCGCAGCUCGACCGGCAGCUCGUGUUUGGCGCGUACGCCGGCAUGGACCCGUCCUCCAUCGGCGGCGGCCAGAGCGUGCUGGACGGCAUGGGCUGGGACGGCAUGCCGGAGGGGGCGCACGCCGCCGCGGGGGGCGGGCGCCGGGCCAACGGCAGCGUCAGCGAGGGCCCACAACAGGCCGGCGGCGGUGGCAGGGCCGGGGCAGGGCCCGAGGGCGUGGACACGCUGCACCCGUUUGGCGGCGGGCACCACGGGCAGGAGGCGUCGUCGGCGUGGUUCAUGCCGUUCAACAUGGACCCGCCCGAGAUCGGGCAGGACACGGGGCCCGGCCUGGGCAACCUGGACCAGUUCGCCAACAUGUUUGGCGGGGCGGGCAUGUCGACCCCCGGAGGCGGGGCCGGGGGCAUGGGGGGCCUGCACCACACCGGCGGUCACUGA